Elephantulus edwardii (Cape elephant shrew) is the source of this 10782-nucleotide messenger RNA. Its product is annotated as cubilin-like. The record is from RefSeq and is a predicted model, not a curated record. The transcript is spliced from 67 exons. NCBI's taxonomy places the organism in Eukaryota, Metazoa, Chordata, Mammalia, Macroscelidea, Macroscelididae. Gene Ontology annotation, molecular function: calcium ion binding. The coding region runs from base 1 to 10782 and encodes 3593 amino acids.
AUGUCCUCACCUUUUCUUUGGAGCUUGGUUAUUUUAUGGACAUUUACUGAGUUAGAUGGUCAAACCAGAGUAACUGAGCUGCAGAGACACAAGAGAAACUCCGGUCUCCAACAGCCUCGAAUUGCUACAGAGAGGGGGAAUUUAGUUUUUAUUACUGAUUCUGCCCAAAACAUUGAAUUCAGAACUGGAUCCCUUGGGAAAAUUAAAUUAAAUAAUGAAGACAUCAAUGAAUGUUUACAUCAGAUCCAGAGGAAUAAAGAUGAUAUUACAGAUUUAAAAAGGACUGCAGCUGAUGUGCCUCAGAAUAUAUCUAGUCAAAUCCAUCAGCUUAAUUCCAAGCUUCUGGAUCUCGAGAGAAAAUUCCAAAGCUUACAGCAGACAGUUGACAAGAAGGUUUGCAGCAGCAAUCCCUGCCAAAACGGGGGAACCUGCCUCAACCUGCACGAUUCCUUCUUUUGUAUCUGUCCAUCACAGUGGCAGGGUCCACUCUGCUCAGUUGAUGUUGAUGAAUGUGUAAUUUAUUCCGGGACGCCCUUCAGCUGCCAAAACGGAGCCACGUGCGAAAAUACAGCAGGGAGUUACAGUUGCCGUUGCUCAGCUGAUACGUAUGGACCCCAAUGCGCACACAAAUACGAUGACUGUGAAAGAGGCUCUAAGCACCUUUGUGACCAUGGCAUCUGUGAGAACUUACCUCGAACUCAAGUUGAACAGCCCAUGUACAGCUGCAUCUGCCAUGCUGGGUGGACAAAAUCACUAAACAAUGCCACCUGCUCGGAGGACAUAGAUGAGUGCAGCCUCGAGCCCGCACCGUGUUCACCGCAUGUCCAGUGUUACAACACUCAAGGCUCUUUCUACUGUGGGGCCUGUCCAUCAGGCUGGCAUGGCAAUGGAUUGGAUUGCCAAGAUAUAAAUGAAUGUGAAGUGAAUAACGGUGGCUGUUCUGUGGCUCCGCUGGUUGAGUGUGUGAACACACCAGGAUCCUACCACUGUGAAUCCUGUCCACCAGGAUACCAGGGCAAUGGAAGAGUGUGCACACUCAUAGACAUCUGCUCGGUCAACAACGGAGGCUGCCACCCACGUGCUUCCUGCUCCUCGGUUCUAGGUUCCUUACCUCUCUGUACCUGUCCCCUGGGCUACACAGGAAAUGGUUAUGGGCCAAAUGGAUGUGUACAGCUCAGUAAUAUGUGCCUCAGUCACCCCUGUUUAAAUGGACAGUGCACUGAAACCGUCUCUGGCUAUCUUUGUAAGUGUGAUCCAGGUUGGGCCGGUGUCAACUGCACAGAAAACAUCAAUGAGUGUUUGAGCAACCCCUGCUUGAACGGGGGAAUUUGUGUUGACGGCGUUAAUGCUUACAGCUGUGAAUGCACCAGUGCCUGGACUGGGUUACACUGUCAGAUUUCCCAGCAAGUUUGUGGUGGAUCACUGUCAGGGAUGAACGGAAGUUUCAGCUACAAGAGUCCUGAUACCAGUUUCGUUCAUGAUGUUAACUGCUUCUGGGUUAUCCGAACUGAAGCAGGAAAGGUCUUGCACAUCAUUUUCACUUUUUUCAAAUUAGACUCAGUGGACAACUGUCCACAUGAGUUUCUUCAGAUUUAUGAUGGAGAAUCCUCUGCAGGAUUCCAGCUUGGAAGAUUCUGUGGCUCCAGCCCACCUCCUGAACUUGUCAGCAGUGACAAUGCUCUCUAUUUUCAUCUCUAUUCUGAGCACUUAAGAAAUGAGAGAGGCUUUACUGUAAGAUGGGAAACACGGCCACCAGAGUGUGGAGGUGUGUUGACCAGUCCCUAUGGCUCAAUUACAUCUCCUGGAUAUCCUGGAAACUAUCCAUCUGGAAGAGAUUGUGUCUGGAAAGUUUUAACCAGUCCUGACCUCCUGAUCACAUUUACAUUUGGGACCUUGAGCCUGGAGAACCACGAUGACUGCAGCAAAGAUUAUCUUGAGAUUCGAGAUGGUCCUAUGCGAAAUGACCCUGUUCUUGGAAAAUUCUGUACCACUCUUUCAGCCCCACCGCUCCAGACUACAGGUCCUUUUGCCAGACUCCAUUUCCAUUCUGACACUGAGAUUAGUGAUCAAGGGUUUCAUAUAACCUACUUAACAACACGUUCGGACCUGCUUUGUGGAGGGACAUACAGUGACCCUGAGGGUGAGCUUCUUUCUGACUUGACUGGACCUUUUACGCACAGCAGACAAUGUGUCUAUAUAAUAGAGCAACCAGAGGGGGAACGUAUACAGAUCAACAUCACCCAUGUGGAGCUGGGAAGCCACAGUGGCUGUUCUCAGAGUUACAUUGAGGUUCUAGAUGAUGACAUUAUACUUGGAAAAUUCUGUGGCAAUUCAACCAUCUCUCACAUUAACUCUGUUACUAACAGAAUCUGGGUCAGGUUUAAAAUAGAUGCUUCUAUUGAAAAAGCUGGUUUCAGAGCUGUUUAUCAAGUAGCCUGUGGUGGUGAAUUAACUGGAGAAGGAGUCAUUCGCUCUCCUUUCUAUCCUAACCCAUAUCCUGGAGAAAGGAUCUGUACAUGGAGCAUCCAUCAGCCCCAAGGCCAAGUAGUUGUUCUCAAUUUCACUGGCUUUGAAAUUGGCGAUUCUGCCCAUUGUGAUACAGAUUAUAUUGAGAUUGGUAGCAGUUCUGUUUUGGAUUCCCCUGAAAAUAAUAAGUAUUGUGGUACAGAAGUACCAUCAAUUAUAACAUCAGUACAUAAUAUUUUAUUUGUUACAUUCGUGAAAAGUUCUUCUAUGCAAAAUCAUGGUUUCAUAGCUAAGUUCAGUACUGAAAACUUAGCUUGUGGAAAAAGUCUUACAGCACCAACAGGAACAAUUCAAAGUCCUGGCUAUCCAUAUGUAUAUCCCCAUGGUGUCAACUGUACCUGGCAUAUAUUAGUUGAAACAGGCCAACAGAUUCGUUUAAAAUUUAAAAAAUUUCAUCUGGAAUUUCAUUACAACUGCACAAAUGAUUUUCUGGAAGUUUAUGACACUGGCUCUAACACCUUUCUUGGGAGGUAUUGUGGAACAUCAUUCCCACCCUCUCUCACCAGCAAUUCAAACUCAUUAAUGCUGAUAUUUGUGGCUGACUCUCACCUGGCCCAUGAAGGCUUCCAAAUAGACUAUGACAUAAUUAAUGCAUCAACAGCAUGUGUAGAAGACUAUACAGGUGACUAUGGAACAUUCAGUUCUAAAAACUUCCCCAGUAACUAUCCCAACAACUGGGAAUGCAUUUAUAAGAUCACGGUGGGAACUGGUCAACAGAUUGCAUUGCAUUUUACAAACUUCUCAUUGGAGGAAAGCAUUGGUCAUUGCGCAGAUUUUGUGGAAAUCAGAGAUGGCGGCUAUGAAAAUUCACCACUCAUUGGCACAUACUGUGGUUCAAAUCCACCUCCAACAAUCAUCUCUCACAGUAACAAACUAUGGAUAAAUUUUACAAGUGACUUAGUAUACUCAAGUUCUGGAUUCUCCGCUUACUGGGAUGGAUCAACAACAGGUUGUGGAGGCAAUCUCACUACUCCCACAGGCACCUUCACGUCCCCCAACUACCCAAUGCCAUACUACCACAGCUCUGAAUGCUACUGGUUAUUGAAAUCCAGCCAUGGAAGCCCAUUUGAACUGACUUUUGAAGCUUUCCACUUGGAAUAUCACCCACAGUGCACUUUAGAUUAUUUGGCUGUAUAUGAUGGCCCAAGUACCAGCUCUCAUCUGCUAAGUCAGCUCUGUGGGGAUGAGAAACCAGCUCCCAUCCGUUCUAGUGGAGACAGCAUGUUUUUAAAGCUGAGGACAGAUGAAGGUCAACAAGGAGGUGGCUUCCUCAUCAACUAUAACCAAGUAUGUGAGAGUGUGGUGAUUGUCAAUCGAACGUACGGCAUCUUGGAGAGUAUACAUUUUCCGAACCCUUAUAAGGAGAACCAGCGUUGCAACUGGACUAUCCAGGCAACGAGUGGCAACACUGUGAACUAUACCUUCUUAGCAUUUGACCUAGAACUUUACACAAACUGCUCCACGGACUAUUUAGAGCUCUAUGAUGGAUCACAAAGGAUAGGACGCUACUGUGGAAGAGAUAUUCCACCUUCAGGAAGUACUACCAGCUCCAGACUGAAUGUGCUGUUCCACACAGAUGGGGUUGGUCACCAUGAGAAAGGAUUUCAGAUGCAGUGGCUCGUUCACGGUUGUGGUGGAGAGCUAUUUGGUGACACAGGUUCCUUCGCCAGCCCAGAUUAUCCUAACAGGUAUCCACCCAACAAAGUGUGUAUCUGGUACAUUACCACAGCCCCUGGGACUAGUAUUCAACUCACCAUCCAUGAUUUUGAUGUGGAGUACCAUGCCAGCUGCAAUUUUGAUUCACUUGAGACUAGUAUGUCGAACCCACCCAGCCACUCUACAGGAGAAUUCUAUAAAUAUUAUAGCCAAGGAAACCCUUUAGGGAAACUCCACUCAACCACAUGGGACUUCUGUUGUGGUGGUAUUUUCAAGGCUCCCAGUGGAGAAAUCCAUUCUCCAAAUUAUCCCAGUCCUUAUAGGAGUAACACUGAAUGUGCCUGGGUCAUUCAAGUUGAAAGACACUACCGUGUUCUCUUAAACUUCACAGACUUUGAUCUUGAACUUCAGGACUCUUGUAUUAUGGCCUAUGAUGGCUUCAAUUCAGCAACCACCCGCCUUGCCAGUGUGUGUGGAAGACAGCAACUGACUAACCCCAUCAUCUCUUCAGGAAACACUCUCUUUGUGAGAUUUCAAGCUGGAGCUUCCAGACAUAACAGGGGCUUCAGAGCCCACUUCAGGCAAGCCUGUGGAGGCUUCCUCAUCACGGAUUCUUUUGAUACCAUUUCCUCUCCGUUGUUCCCUGCCCCGUAUCCACGCAACCAGAACUGCAGCUGGAUAAUUCAAGCUCAACCUCCAUUCAAUCAUAUAACCCUCUCCUUUAGCCACUUUGAACUUCAAGGUAGCAGACAGUGUUCACGUGACUUCUUGGAAAUUCUGGAUGGCGGUGAUCAGGACGCACCUCUGCGAGGCCGUUACUGUGGCACAGCCAUGCCGCAUCCUGUCACUUCGUUCAGCAACGCCCUAACGUUGCGGUUCGUCUCUGAUUCUAGUGGGAGCGCCAGUGGUUUUCAUGCUUCAUAUGCUGCAUCAUCAUCAGCUUGUGGUGGGACCUUCCACAUGGCUGAGGGCACCUUCAAUAGCCCUGGAUACCCAGAAAAUUAUCCUUCUAACAUAGAGUGUGUCUGGAACUUGGUCAGUUCCCCUGGCAACCAGCUCCAGUUGUCUUUCAUAACUUUCCAAUUGGAGGACUCUGAGGAUUGUAACAAAGAUUUUGUGGAGAUCCGGGAAGGAAAUGCCACAGGCCACUUGGUGGGGCGACACUGUGGCAACAUUCUCCCUUUCAACUACUCCUCUGUUGUUGGGCACAUCCUGUGGGUCCGUUUUGUCUCAGAUGGUUCAGGCAGUGACAUAGGCUUCCAGGCCACAUUUGUUAAAAUAUUUGGCAAUGACAAUAUUGUGGGAACUCAUGGGAAAAUUGCUUCUCCUUUAUGGCCUGGAAAUUACCCACAUAACUCCAAUUACCAAUGGAUAGUAAAUGUGAAUGCCUCUCAAGUCAUCCAUGGUAGAAUCUUGGAGAUAGACAUUGAAGCAACACAUAACUGUUAUUAUGAUAAAUUAAUGAUUUUUGAUGGGCUUGGCACUCAUUCCCGCUCAAUUGGAGCUUACUGUGGUACCCAGACUGCAUCUUUUAUCUCCACGAGAAAUUCACUGACAUUUCAGUUUUUUUCUGACUCUUCAAUCUCAGGAAGAGGAUUUCUUCUGGAAUGGUUUGCAAUGGAUGCUCCUGUUGGACCUUUACCCACCAUUGCUACAGGUGCUUGUGGUGGAUUCCUGAGGACCGGAGACUCGCCAGUGUUUCUUUUCUCCCCUGGCUGGCCUGAAAGCUAUCAGAAUCGAAUUGACUGUUCUUGGCUCAUUCAGGCUCCUGAUUCAACUGUGGAACUCAACAUCCUUUCCAUGGACAUUGAGUCUCACCAGACAUGCAACUACGAUAAACUCGUAAUAAAAGACGGAGACAACACCUUGGCCCGGGAACUAGCAGUUCUGUGUGGCAGAGAAGUCCCUGGACCCAUUCGAUCUACUGGUGAAUAUAUGCUGGUUCAGUUCACCUCAGACUUCAGUGUAACCGGAGCAGGCUUCAAUGCAUCAUUUCACAAGAGUUGUGGUGGCUAUUUGCAUGCAGACAGAGGAGUUGUUACAUCUCCCAUGUAUCCCGAAACCUACCCUCCCAACCUCAACUGUUCUUGGCAUGUCCUGGUUCAGAGUGGUCUGACCAUCGCUGUCCAUUUUGAACAGCCAUUCCAGAUCCCAAAUGAAGAUUCUUCUUGUAACCAGGGGGAUUAUUUGAUACUGAAAAAUGGACCUGAUGCUUAUUCUCCGCCUUUGGGACCCCAUGGAAGAAAUGGUCAUUUCUGUGGCAGCCGUCCUUCAUCUACUAUGUUUACCUCAGAUAAUCAAAUGUUUGUUCAGUUUAUUUCUGAUAAUAGUAAUGGAGGACAAGGAUUUAAGAUCAAAUAUGAAGCUAAGAGUUUAGCUUGUGGUGGCAAUAUUUACAUCCAUGAUGCUGAUUCCUCUGGAUAUGUGACCUCUCCCAACCACCCUGACAAUUACCCCCCGCACGCUGAUUGCAUUUGGAUCUUAUCUGCUCCCCCUGGAAAGCUUGUGCAGCUGCAGUUUGAAGACCAAUUCAAUAUCGAAAUAACACCCAACUGCACAUCAAAUUACCUUGAAUUGCGAGAUGGAGCGGAUGCAAAUGCACCAAUACUUUCCAAGUCUUGUGGGACAUCUUUACCCAGAAGUCAGCUGUCCUCAGAUGAAACCAUGUACUUGAGAUUCCGUACGGAUAACAGUCCUACUCAUGUUGGAUUCAAGGCUAAGUAUUCAAUAGCGCUGUGUGGAGGAAGAGUGACUGGGCGGAGUGGUAUCAUUGAAAGCAUCGGAUACCCAACACUUCCUUACAGAGAUAAUUUAGUCUGUGUGUGGCACCUUCAGGGUCUCUCAGACCACUACUUAACUAUUCAUUUUGAAGCAUUUAACCUUCAGAAUUCCUCCAACUGUGAAAAAGAUUUUGUGGAGAUCUGGGAAAACCAUACUUCAGGAAGUGCACUGGGCAGAUUCUGUGGAGACACCAUUCCUGACAGGAUAGACACCUCUGGCAAUGUCGCUUUGGUCAGGUUUGUCACAGAUGGUUCACUGACUGCUUCAGGAUUCAGACUGCUAUAUGAAUCUAGUUUGGAAGAGUGUGGUGGGGACCUGCAAGGCUCUACUGGGACAUUUUCCUCCCCCAACUACCCAAACCCAAAUUCACACAGUCGGAUCUGUGAGUGGAGAAUCACCGUGCCCGAGGGAAGGCAGGUCACUCUAACUUUUAACAACCUGAGGCUGGAAACCCAUCCAUCCUGCAGCAAUGAACAUGUGACAGUAUACAAUGGCCUUAGAACUAACUCACCCCAACUGGAAAAACUGUGUAGUAAUGUGAAUGUAAGUGACCACAUAAAUUCCUCAGGAAAUACAAUGAAAGUUGUUUAUUUCACUGAUGGAUCCAGGCCAUAUGGGGGCUUCAUUGCUUCCUACACUUCCAAUGAAGAUGCAGUGUGUGGUGGAUCCCUUAUAGAUUUCCCAGAAGGAAACUUUACUUCUCCUGGCUAUAAUGGUGUCAACAAUUACUCAAGAAACCUGAACUGUGAAUGGAGCCUCAGUAAUCCAAGUCAGGGAAAUUCAUCUAUUUACAUUCAUUUUGAGGUUUUCCACAUAGAAAGCCACCAAGACUGUGAUUUUGAUGUCCUCGAGUUUCGAGUAGGAGAUGCUGAUGGGCCUUUGAUCUGGAGAUUUUGUGGACAUUCAAAACCUGCAGUGCCUUUGGUCAUACCUUAUCCUCAGGUCUGGAUACAUUUUGUCACCAAUCAACAGGUAGAAUAUAUUGGAUUCCAUGCAGGAUAUUCCUUUACAGAUUGUGGCGGGAUACAGAUAGGUGAAAGUGGAAUGAUUUCAAGCCCCAACUAUCCAGCCGCCUAUAACAGCUUGACUCACUGUUCUUGGCUCUUGGAAGCUCCACAGGGCCACACCAUCACGCUUACAUUUAAUGACUUUGACAUUGAACCCCACACCACUUGUUCUUGGGACUCAGUCACCAUCAUGAAUGGUGGCUCUCCUGGAUCACCCAUAAUAGGACGGUACUGCGGAAGUUCAAGCCCCAGGGCAAUCCAGUCUGGAUCCAACCAACUGGUGGUGAUUUUUAAUUCAGACCAUUCAGUGCAAAAUGGUGGAUUUUAUGCUACAUGGACCACACAAACUUUAGGUUGUGGGGGAAUACUCCACUCAGACAAUGGCACCAUCAGAUCCCCUCACUGGCCUCAGAAUUUCCCUGAGAACAGCAGAUGCUCAUGGACAGUCAUCACCCAUGAAAGUAAACACUGGGAGAUCAGCUUUGACAGCAACUUCCUCAUCCCCAGCAGUGAUGGGCAGUGUCAGGACAGCUUUGUGAAGGUGUGGGCAGGCACUGAGGAAGUCCACAAAGCUCUGUUAGCCACAAGCUGUGGGGCUGUGGCUCCAAGUUCCAUCAUCACACCGAGAAACACAUUCACUGCUGUGUUUCAGGCCCAGGGGACACCAGGUCGGGGCUUUUCUGCAUCAUUUAUAAGCCGAUGUGGAAGUAAUUUCACUGACUCUACAGGUUACAUCAUUUCACCAAACUACCCAAAGCAGUAUGACAACAAUAUGAAUUGUACCUACAUCAUUGAGGCUGAUUCUGAUGCUGUGGUCAUCCUGACCUUUGUGUCUUUCCAUUUGGAAGCUCGCUCGGCGAUCGCAGGAAGUUGUACCAAUGAUGGAGUCCACAUCAUUAGAGGUUACAGCUUAUCCUCCAUGCCAUUUACUACCCUGUGUGGUGAUGAGGUCCUGGCUCCACUCUCCAUCUCUGGUCCAGUGCUGAUUAACUUCUACUCUAACGCACACAUCACAGACUUUGGAUUCAAGCUUUCCUAUAGGAUAACUUCCUGUGGUGGCAUUUUCAACUUUUCCACUGGAAUCAUCCGGAGUCCUUCCUAUUCCUAUUCAGACUACCCUAACAAUAUGUACUGUUUGUACACCAUCACUGUUAGAGUCGACAAGGUGAUCCAGCUCAAGUUCAAUGAUUUUGAUGUGGUUCCCUCCACCCUCUGCUCCCAAGAUUACCUGGCGAUUUAUGACGGUUCUAACGUCACUGAUCCCCUCCUGGGUAUGUUCUGUGGCUCCAAGCUUCCACCAAACGUGAGAGGCAACAGUAAUAUUUUGCUCCUGGUGUUCAAGACAGAUGAAUUUCAAACAGCAAGAGGUUGGAAGAUAACUUUCCAACAGACACUGGGACCUCAGCAAGGAUGUGGAGGUUACCUGACAGAUGCAAAUUACACCUUUGCCUCUCCUGAUGCUGAUGCAAAUGGAAGAUAUGACAAGGGUUUAAACUGUGUAUGGUUCAUUAGUGCACCUAUCAACAAAUUAAUUAAACUCACUUUCAAUACGUUUGCUUUGGAAGCAGUAAGUUUGCAAGGAUGCAUUUAUGAUUAUGUAAAGCUGUACGAUGGGGAUAGUCCAAAUGCCAACUUGGUUGGAACAUUUUGUGGUUCCACUAUACCUGCUCCUUUCUUCUCUUCUGGCAACUUCCUUACGGUUCAAUUUGUCAGUGACUUAACUUUAGAAAGAGAAGGAUUUAAUGUGACAUAUACCAUCAUGGAUAUGCCUUGUGGAGGAAACUAUAAUGCAACUUGGACCCCACAAAGUAGCAUGUCACCAAAUUCAUCAACCCCAGAUGUUUCAUUUCACACCUGUACUUGGGUCAUUGAAGCUCCUCCCCAUCAGCAGAUCAAGAUAGCUGUGUGGGCUCUCCGGCUUCACUCCCAAGACUGCUCACAGAAUUACUUGGAGUUCCAGGACUCACCAGAGAGUAAUGGAAAUCCAGGAGUCCGGUUCUGUGGCCAGAAUGUUUCAUCUGUACCAGCAUUUUAUUCUUCUAGGCGCACAGCGAUUAUCGUGUUUAAAUCUGACAUUUUUAACACAGACUCUAGGAUAGGUUUUACCUAUCAGAUUGCUGACUGCAACAGAGAAUACAAGAGGGCGUUUGGUAAUCUGAAGAGUCCUGGAUGGCCGGACAGCUAUAACAGUGACCUGGACUGCAGUAUUAGGCUCACAGCACCACAGAACCACAGCAUCUCCCUCUUUUUUCAUUCAUUUGGUGUUGAGGAGUCAAACGAGUGCAUUCAUGAUUUCUUGGAGGUAAGGAAUGGAAGUGAUAGCAGUUACCCAUUACUUGGCAAAUAUUGUGGAACUUUACUGCCAAAUCCCAUCUUUUCUCAAAACAAUGAAUUAUACCUGCGAUUUAAGAGUAAUGGAGACAUUUCCAAUCGUGGAUAUGAAAUCAUCUGGACGUCAUCACCUUCUGGUUGUGGUGGGACUCUUUAUGGAGACAGCGGGUCCUUCACUAGCCCUGGCUAUCCUGACACUUACCCAAACAGCACGCACUGUGAGUGGACCAUCUCUGCUCCUGCUGGGCGAGCGGUCACAGUCAGCUUCUACUUUGUCAGCAUCAAUGACCCGGGAGAUUGUGUCCAGAACUAUCUCAGACUCUAUGAUGGGCCAGAUGCUAAUUAUCCAUUCACCGGUCCAUAUUGUGGAGCAGACACUGAAAUAGCUCCUGUUGCAUUUUCCUCACAUCAAGUCUUCAUAGAAUUUCACGCCGAGUAUGUGGUGCAGCCAUCAGCAUUCCGAUUGAUGUGGAACAGCUAA